GAUCCGACGGUCGUAAUGCUUUUUACGUCACGCCGAUCCAUCGUGCUUCCUAACCUCAAUCUUACGCGGCCCGGUUUCUAGGUUCUACAACAUAAUAAGGCGCUGAGUGUCUCGAAGAGGGGUAGUUUUUGGUGUGUUAUAUUGGGAGUAAAGUGGUUAAAGAUGGAUUGAAAGGAAUAUCUUUGAGGAAGUUGUGCGAAUCUGCGGUGUUGUAGUUGUUCGAGAAGGAAAGGAACAUGUCUGCUAAAAGGAAAGCCUCGGCUGUGAUACAGCAUCAUAAGGAUAACUUGUCAACCCCUGAAUCAUCUGAAGAAAAUGGCGAAGAAACAUAUAAUGGUACCAAGAACGGUACCAGCGACAUAUCCGACCUCACCUCGAUAUCGGGGAACGAGGAGAUGGCAGGCCUGUGGGCCCAGUACCAUUCGGCGCUGGGUCUGGCCAAAGGCAAGACGACCCCGCCCUCCAUCAGAGACCCGUCGAGUCCGGUGAAUGCUGAAACAGGAUCCGCUCACGAUGAAACCAGUUCAAGCGGGAACAAAGACGAUGAAGAUGAUGACGACGAUGACUCCGAUGACAAAAUAGAUGCCCAGGCACACGAUCCAGAAAGACUGAAAGCAUUUAAUAUGUUCGUGAGGUUAUUCGUUGACGAGAACCUGGACAGGAUGGUGCCGAUCAGCAAACAGCCUAAAGAGAAGAUCCAGGCGAUCAUAGAUUCGUGUACGAGGCAGUUUCCGGAGUUCGCCGAGAGGGCGCGCAAGCGUAUACGCACGUACCUGAAGUCGUGUCGACGGAACAAGAGGGCGAGGGACCCGAGCACCGCCUGGGAUGCGUCGAGACCGACUCCAGCUCAUCUGACCUCAGUACAAGCCGAACAAAUUCUCGCAACAGCAUGCGAGAACGAAAGCCAUAACGCCAAAAGGAUGAGGCUAGGACUGGAACCUGUUAGUCAACCAAUGCCUGUCGUGCCUGGCGUUCAACCUACAGAUACAACCGCGGCCAUAAAUAGAAGUUUAGAUUUCCCCAACAGUACAAAGAUAGAAAACGAUAUAUCCAAUACAUUCCCUUCAGCAACCACAGCACCUUCUACGACACAUAAUUCUAUAACCAAAGGACCUGUCACCACAGAAAUCAAAACGUCAUUAAGUUCGUCCAACAAUUUGGGCAUCGUGACGACAUUGAACGGCAUCGGCCCGAGUCCCACCGUGGUAGGCGCCGUGGCUGCGGUGGCAGGUUCGACUCCCACAGCCAUGUACCGACCGAACUUCUCUCAGGCCUUCCAGAGGGCAGGGCCGUACCCGUUGUUUCCUGGACCGCCGUUUGGCGCUGCUGCGGCGGCAGGCUUAUUAACGACGGGCCCUGCAGAUUUGAGUAUAAAACAGAAACCUCUGGUCAAUCACAAGUUGAACACUGGCGAAAUGGCCGCAGUCAGACAGCUAAUCACAGGUUACAGGGAAUCUGCUGCAUUUCUGCUCAGAUCAGCCGAUGAACUGGAACAACUUCUGCUACAGCAACAGUAAACUACAAUACUCUAUAUUAUUUUCCAGCCUCUCAGAACUUUACAUACUGAAGAGUAAUAUAAUACAUAAUAUUUUAUAGUCUCAGAUGUUACAGAUACUGGGAAAAGUUGUGCUAGUGCCGACAUCUCUUGGCUGGAUGGGGCGGUUCUUUGAAUAGAGAUUUCCUUGUUUUACUAAGAGUGUCCCGCAUAAUAUAGAUUGUUUGGAAAAUAUAUUUUAGACUGUAUUGGUAGAGUUGUGUUGUAAACUGAGUUUAAAAGUAAGUUUUAUUUUGAACAAAUAAUAAUUUGUCUUACUCCAUCGUUAUAAUAUGACCUGGUAUGUGCAUAACCUGAUUGUAUAUGGUUAAGUUGAAUAUCAGUCGAUUUUGAAAAAUAAUACAUUUCUAUAAUACAGGGUUGUUCACCACAUACGACACGGAGUAUUGUAGCUAAACGAUUAGAUUUUUACAAAUUGUAAAUUUUGGGUUCGUUG
Molecule: messenger RNA, 1991 nt
Organism: Sitophilus oryzae (rice weevil)
Lineage: Eukaryota; Metazoa; Arthropoda; Insecta; Coleoptera; Curculionidae
Product: nucleolar protein 4-like
Exons: 9
Coding region: 237-1517 (426 amino acids)
Source: RefSeq, a predicted model, not a curated record